Drosophila navojoa is the source of this 7512-nucleotide messenger RNA. It is a transcript of the gene Zasp52, whose product is annotated as Z band alternatively spliced PDZ-motif protein 52. The record is from RefSeq and is a predicted model, not a curated record. Gene Ontology annotation, biological process: actin cytoskeleton organization; muscle structure development; heart development. Gene Ontology annotation, cellular component: filamentous actin; adherens junction; stress fiber. Gene Ontology annotation, molecular function: muscle alpha-actinin binding; actin binding. NCBI's taxonomy places the organism in Eukaryota, Metazoa, Arthropoda, Insecta, Diptera, Drosophilidae.
UCGGUUUCGGUUUUCGCUUUUUUGCUUUAGUUGAGAGAAAAUCGUCGCUUAGUUAACGUCGCCCCACAAAACAACACCUCGAACGCAAAAUAAAUUUAAAGAAAUCAAUCAAUUAACGACAACAGCCCUAACUUAGUGCUGGUGUUCAUUGUAAAUAAAAAGAAAAACUAAAGUUUUUAUGUGAAAUUUUCUGUGCAUAGUUGCUGAAGGUUAAAACCGUAUAUCGAAAAAUAAGCACAUAUAUCUGUAUACCGCUAUAUAUAUAUAUAUAUACACACUCAUAUAUGUAUAUUGGUAUAUAAGAAUAUAAGAAAAGAGCUUACGAAACAAAAAUCUCGUGUACAAAAAGUCCAAUUUUUUUAACCAACAGUUUCGAAUUGUUCAAGAAACAACAACAUCAACAGCCACGAUAACAACAAACAAACAAUUUAUCUGGAUUGAAGCUACAUCGCCAGUUAUAUAUAUAUAUAUAUUUACAACUUAAAUAUAUAUAUAUAUAUUCACACAAAAUCUUAAGAAAUUUUUCAAGCACCUUUCUUCCUUCCCGAAUUCCGAAUUUUAGUGCAAUAGGAAAAUGGCCCAACCGCAAUUGCUGCAAAUCAAAUUGUCACGUUUCGAUGCCCAGCCCUGGGGAUUUCGUCUGCAGGGCGGCGUCGACUUCGCCCAGCCCCUGCUAGUGCAGAAGGUGAAUGCCGGCAGUCUAGCGGAGCAGGCUGGCCUACAGCCAGGCGAUGCUGUCAUUAAGAUCAAUGACGUGGACGUCUUCAACUGUCGCCACAAGGAUGCCCAGGACAUUGUUGUGCGCUCGGGCAACAAUUUUGUCAUCACAGUGCAGCGUGGCGGCUCUACCUGGCGUCCACAGGUUACGCCCACUGGCAACGUGCCACAGGUCAAUUCGCCCUAUUUGCAGACAGUGACGAAAACUUCUCUGGCUCAUCAUCAAACCGAUAGCCAGCAUAUUGGCUGCGGCUACAACAACUCGGCGCGUCCAUUUGCCAACGGCGGCGGCGACGGCGGCGUGAAGAGCAUCGUCAAUAAACAAUACAACACCCCGGUUGGCAUUUACAGCGAUGAAUCUAUUGCGGAAACCCUCUCCGCUCAGGCGGAGGUUUUGGCUGGCGGUGUUCUAGGUGUGAACUUUAAGAAGAACGAAAAGGAAUACCAGGCUGACCGCUCGGAGGUGUUGAAGUUCCUGCGCGAGGAGGAGACGGGACAAUCUACUCCAGAGCCGCACAGCCCGGCAAACUUCUACUGGACGCAGAGCCAUGCGAUUGGCGGCAACGAGCGACGCACGCCGCUGCCCCACAGCCAGGUGCAGCAGGGCCAUGGACAGGACGAACGCAUCGGCACCAAUUUACAGCAAAAUACGCUGGCGCCGGCGGCCACGCAUCGACCCAGUCUGCCCGUUGCCAAGCCCCAGCAGCAACAGCAGCAGCAGCAACAGCAGGAAAAACAGCAGGAGGAGCUGCACGAUCCGCGCAUCAUUGUCAUGCCCAUAUGCCCCGCUCUGCAGGGCCCAGAGUACAAGGCCGAGAUGGAUGCUGCGGCGGCGGCACUGGCCAGCGACUCGGAUGGCGUGCGUCCAUUGUCCGCCAGCGGACAUCCGGCCUGUCAAUUGUGCGGCGUGGGCAUUGUCGGUGUCUUUGUGCGCAUCAAGGACAAGAACCUGCACGUGGAGUGCUUCAAGUGCGCCACCUGUGGCACCUCCCUGAAGAACCAGGGCUACUACAACUUCAACAACAAGCUCUAUUGCGACGUCCAUGCCAAGAUGGCCGCCCAGGCGCAUCCGCCACCUGGCACCGAGGGCUAUGUGCCAGUGCCCAUUAAGCCGAAUACCAAGCUGAGCGCCAGCACGAUUUCUUCGGCCUUGAACUCGCACGGCUAUGGCAGCAAUGGCUACGCCAAUGGCAAUGCCACGCCCACUCCGGCACCGGUCAACCAGGGCUAUGCCCGUCCCUAUGGCGCCUCUCAGGCGCCAGCGGCAGCGCCCAAGUCUCCGGUGCCGGUCUCCUAUCCACCUCAGCAGCAGCAGCAGCCGCAGCAGCAGCAGCGUCCAGGUGGCAAUGCCUACGCCACUUUGCCACGCUCGAAUGUUGGUCAACAAGAAUUGGAGGCGGAAGGCUUGCAGCCGCAAUACGAGGAGGAAUGCUACGAGGAGGACGUUGAGGUUGCCAUGGCAGCCAGCCGUCGUUCGCAUGGCAGCAGCUUCUCGUGGCCGCCGCCACAGGAUGAAAGUCAUACGGCACCAACCGCUGCACCACUCUACAUAGCCCCACCCGAAACGCAGCACGUGGUGGUGGCCAACCCAGUGCAGGAGGUGCCGCCACUGCCGCCGGGCCGCGCCAGUUCGCGCCUCGAUCCGCAGCCGCAGGAGCGACCUCAAGCGAAUAAGGCGGAGCAGCCUUCGCAGGCUCCGCAGGCUGCGCAGUGGCAGAGCUACUCGGCGCCGCAGCUGACGCAGCAGCGCGUGCAGCAGACUCAAAUGGAGCAAGAGUCGAGCUCGGACAGCUAUACGUCCACAUCGACAACCACAACAACCACCUCGGAGGAGUAUCAGCGCAUGUACGCCGCCCAGCUGCAGGCCUAUCAAAUGCAGCAGGCGUGCUACGAGCAGUCGGGCUCUGAGCUGGACUACCAGUUGGACCAGGACGCGCAGGAAUAUGCCUCGGGCAGGCGCAGUGCCCAGGAGUGCGUCGACUCGCUCUCAGCGCCAUUGAGCACCUACAAGCUAAUCGAUAUGGUAAGGGAGGUGACACCCAGUCCCGUGUCUACUCCAGCUCCUGGUGCAGCUCCUGCUCCUGCUCCUGCUGUCGCUCCACCUGCUCGUCACGUGGCGUUCAACGAUGAGCCAGAGAUCAAGGAGCUGCACACUGAGCUGGAGACGAUACCCGAGUCGGCCGAAGACCGCGAGGGCCUCAUCAUUGAGCAGCGCUGCCAGAUACUCGAGAGCGAGCGCAUGUUCCAGGCCACGCCAGAGAUUAAGAUCGAGAUAGCACCCGUGCGUCAGCGGCCACCACCCUCCAAGAUACCCAAUCCCAUGCCCAAGGAAUGGAUCAACCCCAUGAUUCGUGUGCUUACCACAGCGCCGGAGGUGCCUUUCCACCUUGUCGAGUGUCCGUUCCCCAAGCCUUGCGACGAUAACUUCGAGGCGGAGGCAGCUGCUGCCGACGAAGCAGCCGAGCAGGCAGCUCAACAAGCUGCAGUUGCUCCACCUCCACCGCCACCUCCGGCUCCGGCUCCAGCAUCUGCACCGGCUCCUGCUGUCGCUCCCGCUGCUGCUGUGGAUGCCUAUGCUGUUCAGCUGUUGCGCGAGUCUCCGCCACGUGGCAAUCGACUCAGUCAGGCUAUGGCCACAGCGCCGGAGUUUCCAGUUCGCUUCGCCCCGCCAGCAGCCGAAGGCGUUCCACUACCCGAAGAAACAGUACCCUAUAUGCCACCGCCCAUGGAUAUGAAGCCGUACAUGCGCGAAGAUUAUCGUCCAAAGAGUCCGUUCGUGAACGCCUUGACCACCGCCCCGGAACGGCCCUUCGAGGGUCACUUCGACCGGGACGUUCCCAUCCACAUGAUAGACCUGCCCACACCCAAGGAGCACCUGAGCAUGUGCGACGCACUGUGCACAGCGCCCGAACGUGGUUAUACCCCACUCAAUCCCGAGAACGCGACGCAGCGCCGUGAGGAAGAGCAAAAACAGCAGGAGCUAAAGAAGUAUGAAUUUCAGGUGCUCGAUCAUGAAGAGGAACUGGGCAUCAAGCCGGAGCCGCCCGAGUCUGUGGAGUACUUCAAAACGCAGCCUCAACAGCAGCGCAAAUCCUCAGCAUUUGCGGCCAUGCAAGCAUUCCAGCCGUCUCGCGAGCCACUUUCCUCCAACUCCAACGCCAACACCAAUACCAACUCCAAUUCCUCCACAUCCACAACGAACACUGUCACCAGCUCCCUAACGAAAGAACAGAACGAUCUUGAGUACCAGAAGUACUGUAAGGCGCAGCAGCGCAAUCAAAAGCGACUCGACUACUUUCACAAAAAGGAAGAGGAGCUCAACCAGAAUCAAACACAGAUGAAACUUUUAGAGACUAACUCGACUAAUUUGAAUGCGAAUGCUGCGACUGCUUCGUCUAACUCCUCUUCCACAGUCCAUCAGUCCAACAACAUCAACAGCAUCAACAACAACAACAACAACAGCAACAACUCCACCUCCAACUCUGCUUACGUCGCCCAAACACAGACCCAGACUCAGGCUCAGGUCCAGUCUCAUGCCCAGGCCAGCACUCGGUCCUCCUUUUCAGCCAGCUCCAACCUGACCUCCUCCACCUGCACUACCAACCAGACAGCUGUAAAUACCGCUUGCAAACUCGAUGCCCACGAACUGAUCGAGGAAACCGCCGAGGAACUCGAGCACUCUGAGGUACUAUUCCCGCCACCAUCCCCGCUCAGCCACUUGAAAGGCAAAGCCGUGCAGUCCGGUUUGCAUAGGGCGGAUGCCAUACCCAAGUACCAGCGCAAUUGGACAGUGCUGCCCACCCAGAGCCCCAUACGCACACCGGAGCCACAAGAGCUGCGCGAGAAUGUGCCGCUUGCUUUCGUAGAUGCACCCAAGCAGCCGACGACAAGUGCCAGCUCAGAGACUGUGCACAGACCCAUUGCAAAGGUUUCGACGGCAUCGACGGCUGCUCGCGGCUCGAUUGCUUCGGUCGCUUCAGUUGGCUCGGUGGGUAAGCCAGCGGUGCAGCCGUCGGUGCCCAUCAUAAUUGAAGAUCGAUCGGGUCCAGUAACGAUGGCUUUUCAAUCACUAGAUGAAUAUGAACGGCCCGAUCAGUCGCUGACUCCUACUCGGCCGUACACGCCCUGCUCGUCCGUCUGUUCGAUGAUCAACAAGCCGGCACCCAUCAUACCCUUCUAUCAGACAGAGGAGAAGCUCUGCUUUGAUGAGUGCCCAGCUACGCAUGCGCGCGACUAUGAUCAACGUGCUGCCUCACCCUUUCCAGAUCGCGCACGCUCGCCAGCGCCUGGACCUCCACCGAAUCCGCUCUCUGCCAUACGAGCGCCACGCAUGAAGGACUCCUCGGAGUCGCAACUGCUCUCAGUCGGAGGAUCGCGUCUACAGACAGGCUCUAUCACCACGGGCCAGAGCUACCAGGGUCAGCUGUUGGCUCACUCCGAGCUCAGCUCGCAGUCGGCUAGCCAGAGCUACAGCCAGCAGCCGGAGAAGUUGACAGAGAUGCGAGUCGGCAAUGUGAAUGUGCAGCAGCGCGAGCAGUCUUCACAGCUGCAGGAACAGAAGCAAUCGCAACUCCAGAGUCAGACCAAGACCCAGAUUGGCAACACACAGAUCGAGCGCAGACGCAAGGUUACUGAGGAGUUCGAGCACACCCAGAGUGCCAAGACCAUUGAGAUUCGCACGGGCUCCAGCUCCCAGACGCAGAUAAAGUCACAGUCUCAAUUGCAAUCGCAAUCGCAGUCCCAGUUGAAGUCGCAGUCUCAAUUGCAGUCUCAAUCGCAGUCGCAGUCUCAAUCACAGUCACAGUCGGAGUCUACGGAGCGCCGCUCAUCUUACGGACGCACAGGUUUCGUGGCCAAUCAAGCCCGUCGGCUCUCUGGCCUGGAGCAGGAAAUAAGCAGCUUAACGACUCAGUCUCAGGCCAUCAGUGCACGCGCCUCGACUCUAGGCGAGAGCAACUUCCCACAGCUGCGUUCGCCCACCUUUGAGGAUAAGUUUCCUCUGAAUCCAGCUGCUGUUGAGUCAAGUGUGCCCAACUAUUCAGCAGGGUUGACAGCUGGCAACAAGCUGCUCGGACCUCCACCCGGAUUCAAGCAGCAGCAGCUUCAGCAGCAACAGCAGCAGCUGCAACAGAGGUCGGCCUUCAAGUCAACUUCUUCGACUCAGCAACAGCAGCUGACCUCAUCGCUAACAUCAGCUUCAGCAAUCACAUCCGCAUCUACAUCAACAUCUGCAUCAGCAUCAGCAUCACAAGCGUCGGCUAGUCUAACCAAAGCUUCUGCUAUUACUACCACAACUAAUAAUCAAGCCUGUGCGCAAUUCAGAGGCUCUGGAGCCGCGGGCUCCUCAUUAACAGCUGCGCUGGCCAAGCUGCCAACUGCUUCGGCGCCAAAGCCAACAACAACUACAGUUGCGCCACCCGUCUUUCCGCCCAAUCUAAGCGAGUUGAACUCUAAUGUUGAUGGUUCCACAGGUGCUGGAGGCAAGGGCGGAGCAUUCGGUGCCACCUCGGCGCCAAAACGUGGACGUGGCAUUCUCAACAAGGCCGCCGGACCAGGCGUUCGCAUCCCACUCUGCAACAGCUGCAAUGUGCAGAUCAGGGGACCCUUCAUUACGGCUCUGGGUCGCAUCUGGUGCCCCGAUCAUUUCAUCUGCGUGAACGGCAACUGCCGUCGUCCGCUGCAGGACAUUGGCUUCGUUGAGGAGAAGGGCGACCUGUACUGCGAGUAUUGCUUCGAGAAGUAUCUGGCGCCCACUUGCAGCAAAUGCGCUGGCAAAAUCAAGGGCGACUGCUUGAAUGCCAUUGGCAAGCACUUCCAUCCCGAGUGCUUUACUUGCGGCCAGUGCGGCAAGAUCUUUGGCAACACGCCAUUCUUCCUAGAGGAUGGCAAUGCAUACUGCGAGGCCGACUGGAACGAGCUAUUCACUACAAAGUGCUUCGCAUGCGGCUUCCCUGUUGAAGCUGGCGAUAGAUGGGUAGAGGCGCUCAACCACAACUAUCAUAGCCAAUGUUUCAACUGCACUUUCUGCAAACAAAACCUGGAGGGUCAGAGCUUCUACAAUAAGGGCGGACGUCCCUUCUGCAAGAAUCACGCGCGUUAAGCUCAAUCACAAAUCGUAUUGUAUAUGGCUCGACUAUGGACUUCAGGGAUUACGCACACUAACAACCAACAACCUACAAUAACCGACAUCAACAAGAACAACAACAGCACGAUUAGAAAAGCAGCAGCAGUUCUUAAUUAAGCAUUGAAGCUCAUUGAAGCAAUUAUCAAAUUGAAUUUCCUUGAUUUCCUUUAUAAUUUGUUUUCUUUGAACUGUUAUCCUAAUUUUAAAAAGAAAUGAUAGAAAAUCAAACAUUGUAAACGACACGAAAUCGAAUUAGUUUUCAACAGCAGCACCCUUAUAUAUAUAUAUAUGUAAAUGUAUAUAUAUCCGAUUAUCCACACCUUAUAUUUAUAUAUUAUUUAUUCAUUUUAACAUAAUCGAAUUAUAUGUGAAGAUUUAUGCUUAUAUAUAUAUUUGAAUGUAUUUCACAAAAGUUAUUUAGUUUCAAAUGAGAAUAAGUUGCUGUUCUCAAGCCGCGCAAAAAGGAUUUCAAAUGGCUAAAAACAAAUGUAUAUUUAUAUAUUGUAUAUCCUCAAUCAAUCAGAGCGCAAUCAGCAAAUUAUUGAACUACUUGAAAAAACUAAAACUCAACCUAUAAUUUGUAUUGUAAACCAAAUCAAGAUUAUCUUAAUUGAUUGUAUCUUGCACGAAAUUACUAUCAAUAAAUUUCGAAAUCUUUUUCGCGUUAAAUA